Messenger RNA from Amphiprion ocellaris (clown anemonefish), 12019 nucleotides. RefSeq names its product Ral GTPase activating protein catalytic subunit alpha 1 (gene ralgapa1). Bases 296 to 8752 code for a protein of 2818 amino acids. Gene Ontology annotation, molecular function: GTPase activator activity. Gene Ontology annotation, cellular component: nucleus; cytoplasm. Gene Ontology annotation, biological process: regulation of small GTPase mediated signal transduction; positive regulation of GTPase activity. The record is from RefSeq and is a predicted model, not a curated record. Lineage: Eukaryota; Metazoa; Chordata; Actinopteri; Pomacentridae. The transcript is spliced from 47 exons.
UAGCUUAGCCCUGAAGGCAGCGGACUGAAGGGAGGUGCGAUGGAUGGAUGUGUUGCCCCGCUACGUUGUACAUAUUUGUCUUAGUUAAAACAGUAUGCGCCCUCUCCGACAUAUCCCCCCCUCAGAUAUGCUCCGCGCCGUUGCGGAGGGCUGUUAGUUCGUUAAUAAAUGAUCGAGGAGCAACGGUUUUUCCUUAUAGUUUGAAGAUUAACGCUAGCCGAGGCUGUUGAAGCGGCUAUACGGCUAGCUCCUCCUUGCUGUCUGCCAUCGCAUUCUUGUCUCUCCUGCCUCAGGAAUGUUCUCCAAAAAACCUCAUGGAGACGUUAAGAAAUCAACACAGAAAGUGUUGGACCCGAAGAAGGACGUGCUGACGAGGCUCAAGCAUCUCAGAAUAGUCAUAGAAAAUGCAGAGCCUGCAGAGCUGAAACAGUUCUUUGACCUGAAUUAUUCCCAUAUCUACUAUGUGUUCUUUGAGAACUUUGUCACCAUUGAGGUCAGCCUCAAGCAAAAAGGUCAUAAGUCGCAGAGGGAGGAGCUGGACUCAAUCCUCUUCAUUUUUGAGAAAAUCCUCCAGCUCCUGCCAGAGAGAAUCCAGAGCCGAUGGCAGUUCCACAGCAUUGGGCUGAUCCUCAAGAAGCUGUUGCACACUGGGAACUCUCUAAAGAUCCGUCGUGAAGGCGUGCGCUUGUUCUUGUUAUGGAUGCAGGCAUUACAGAGUAAUGCAGAGCGUGAGCAGCUCUGCAUGUUUGCCUGUUUGAUUCCUGGUUUCCCAGCUCCACUCUGCCAUGGGACUCCACGCACCCUCGAUACUCUGAUCAACCCACCGCUGACUUUGGCUGAGACUCAGGUGACCCCAGAAGAGAUCACUCCCCUGGUUCCUCCCCAGUCAGGUGACAAAAACCAAGAAGACCUCAAUGCCUACUUUCUAGAAGCUCUACUGAAAUACAUGGUAAACCAGGCAAAGUCUCUCGAGUGGCGGUGUAAAGAGAACCAUGAACGUGGCUUCAGCUUCCUCUUUGGUCACUUCAGGAAGUUUUACCUUCCUCACAUCUUUCCCAACUUCGCUAUGGAAACCAGCCUCUACAACCCCAUGUUGGAUGUGCCUCCAAUGCGUCCUAAGCCGUACUACAGUGUGGUGCGCAGAGAGCAGGAUGGCGGUGAAACACUGUACUGCACCAAGGAGAGUUUCCUACAAGCCCGAGUCAUCUUCAUCCGCUGGCUGGUUUCCUUCUGGCUGGAACCUCGACCCAACACACAGACACACAUCCCAGGAACAGAGGGAGAGAAUGUUCCCAAGAACAUACAGCGAGCAGCCGCAGGACUGGCUGCUCGAUCUGCAGGUAGCUCAGACGACAGCGGUGGAGGUGGGCUUCGGUCUGACAGCCACCUGGAAGGCAGCAUGGGCUCAUCUGGACCAGGAGGAGGUAGCAUGGGGCUCUCUGGAGGUCCAGGGACUGUGGGUGAACCUGAGCAAAGCCACUCCAACACAUCUACACUGACGGAGAGAGAGCCCAGUUCCUCCUCACUCUGCUCCAUGGACGAAGAACAGCUGACAGACAUGGAGGUGGUGAGGAGAGUGCUGACCAGCUCCAGAACCAACGUCAACUUCAUCACGGAGAUCUUUAGACAGGCUUUUCUACUUCCCAUGUGCGAGGCAGCAGCAAUGCGAAAAGUGGUCCGUGUUUACCAGGAGUGGAUCUCCAUGGAGGACAAGCCAGUGUUUAUGAAGGAACCUGAGGAGGGCCCUUAUCCUGUAGCCACAGGUGGCAGUCUGGAUUCAGGCUCUCAACUCGGAGACAAAGAAGAUGAGGCAAUGAACAAAGUGAUCGACAAUGAGUUACUGGAGUACAGUGUUCAUGCUGGAGUUCAGACUACACUACAGGUAUUUAUAACCCACUCCUCCAAUGUCUUCUUACUGGAACCAGCCAAUGAUAUCAAGAUCCUUUUAGAGGAGCAUGUUGACAUGUGCAAACGAGUCCUGAACAUCUACCGCAGCCUUGUCAUGCAUGAAACCAUGGACCAGAAAACAUGGGAACAAAUCCUCCUGGUUCUGCUGAGAGUGACAGAAUCAGUGAUGAAAAGGCCUCCAUCCAUCAUGCCUCCAGGCAAGAAGAACAACACACUGUCAGGCAGAUUGGCUGGACCCAUCUUUCAGACACUUAUUGUAGCCUGGAUUAAGGGGAACUUAAACGUCUAUAUCAGCAGAGAACUGUGGGAUGAUCUCCUCUCAGUCCUCUCCUCCCUAACCUGCUGGGAGGAGCUGGUCACUGAGUGGUCACUCACCAUGGAGACCCUCACAAAGGUGUUGGCAAGGAACCUGUACAGUGUUGAUCUGAAUGAGCUGCCUCUGGACAAACUCAGUGAACAAAAACAGAAGAAACAUAAAGGAAAAGGUAUCGGUUCAGAGGGCCAGCGACAGAUUGUGGAUCGUUCCUUCUCCAAAGGCUGGAGCAGAGACCAGCCAGGUCAGGCAGCAGCCAUGAGGCAGCGAAGCGCCACAACUGCUGGCUCACCAGGCAUCGAAAAAGCCCGAAGUAUUGUCCGUCAGAAGACUGUGGCCCUGCGUAGCUGCUCUACGGGGGACUCUCUGCUGUCCUCAGCCUUUAUUCGCAGUGCUAAGAGUGCUCCUGCUCUGGCUCCGCCUCUUCCUGUCCUCCUCCACCACCACCACCCUUUACUACCCCCCCUUGCUGACCAGCUGGCAGACCUUGAGGACCCUCCCAUCACGCUGACAUCCCGCACCUCUCGGAUGCGCCACUCAUCCCAGAGCGACGAGGCCCCUCCCACCUCCUGUUCUGAGGUCUUCCAGGGAGUGGCCUGUGACCUGGAUGCCCCAGCCCCAUCCUCCCUCGCAAGGAGCAGCAGUGCCUCAGACAUCAUGGAGCCUUUCAUCGCUGAGCGGGUCAAAGGUGAAGACCCACAGGGGGAUCCCACUUCAAUCCCAAAUCCCCCCCCCCACCACUCCACAACUUCUUCCUUACUUGCAGCCAACAGCCACGCAGCACAACCACUCUCACAAUCCAUCACCUCCCCUUCUCCCACCGCUUUUACCUUGUCCAAUGGUGUUGUUUCCUCGUCCUCAACGGGACAAGAUGUUGGUAGUGUUUAUGACCAAUUCUGGCCCCAGAGUGGCUCUCAAAACCGAGGUUCUAGUUCUGAUUGGGUAAGCGACUGGGACUCUGCCUUCACCUUUUCAUCUGAAAAGGAAACUGAUGCAGAAGAGGGUGAAUGUGCAGCUGCAGAAGAAGAUGAUUUAUUCUCCUCAAUCAGAGAAUACCUCACUCACAAAGGAGGUGAAAGAAAGGAGGAGGCUGGGGGAAGAGAUAGUCCUGCUCAUACAUUAGAAAACAGUGUUACUUCACCUUCACAGGUGCUAACAGGGGUAGCUAGAACACAACUGGACAAUACAGGACAGCUGGGAGAAGCAAAACAGGUGGUAAGAGAUGACAGACAGGUAAGUAAAUCAGUCAGACACAGCAGUGUGGAUUCCACAGAGGAGAAUGAGGCAGAGCAGCGGAGUAUCUAUGAGUGCCUUGAGUUGCAGUGUCAGUGGCCAUCACCCCAUGCUAAGGGGAGUGCUAGCUUGGAAAGGAAUAUGGGGGAGAAAAAGGGAGUAGGAGGAAAUGCUGGAAGGGCAACAGGAUGGGAAGGGAAAUUUGACAUGUGGAGUGAAAUAGGAGAAGGGAAACAAGAUGAUAAAGAAACAGCAGCAAACGACAAGUCCAGUUUAAUUAGAGAAGAUACCAACACAGUUGAAUCGAGCAUUGAAUUGACUCCCCAGGCUUCAGACCCAACUAAGGCCAAAAUGUCCCGUAGUAGCACCAAAAGGCACCAUUGUGGGGGUGUCCAUGUCAGCUUCCGACCCUCGACUGAGUCUGUCCAGUUCCACAACCCACUUGAGAAUAAGGAGGCCCACUGGAAAGCCAGACUCCGUCGACUCAGUCACUUCCACACGCAUAGCCACUCAGCUGGGGAGAGACCAGGGGCUGGAGCUGGGGCGGGGUCAGGGGGGAAGCUGGGAGCAGGGGGUGCAGGUAAGUUUGGCUCUGUGGCUGGAAUUAGCCAUAAAACAGGGGCACACGAGAAACUGUCACCUGGAACUGUUAUGGAUAGCAGCAGGGCAGGGGGCACAGUAGGUGCUGGAGGCCUGGAAAACAGGGCUGGGACAGGAGGGGACAAGGAAAAGCAACAUCCUGGAUCCUGUGUGGGAUCCAGCAUGGGCCCUGAGGUCCACUCAGAGGUUUUAUCAAGUAGUUCAAGUUCCUCUGGCAUAUCGUCAGGAGUGCGCGGACGUCUGGGGCGUUCAGCCUUGCGAUCUCGAGCCUCCCGCUCACGCUCCCAGGAGCCAGGCAGCACUGCCUCACGACACCACCAGGGGGCUAUUCUUGGUGGUGUCUAUAAGACUGUGGUUCACGCCCUGUCCUCCAAGCCUCGGCCCAGAGGCCAGGGGUCAUCCCAAGGCUCAUCGCCACAGCGGCAGGGCCGGGCAGCCAUGGGUGAUGCAUCACUAAGGGACCUCUACUCCCAUGUCCUGGGCUACUUUGGACGAAAGACGACCACGCCAGCCAACAAAGAGGAGGUGGUCCAGAAGGCCCGUCCAGUCUCCAGUGACGUAGGAAGCAGUAACCCAAACUUCUCUGACCUCAUGGAUGAGUUUAUCCAGGAGAGACUGAGGGCCAAAGGAACUGCGGGUCGUCGUGGCAGCAGCCCAGGAAGCCUGGAGGUUCCCAGGGACCUGCCGGAGCUCCUGGAUGCUGGUCAGAGUCCCGGAUCACGACCCUCAGAUGACCUUCGUCCUAUUGAUGACCCGGGGGUUCCCUCUGAGUGGACAUCACCUGCUAGUGCCAGUGGUUCUGAUGUCAUCAGCUCUGACAGCCAAUCAGACUCCUUUAAUGCCUUUCAGUACUCCACCUGCAAAUUUGACAAUUUUACUUUUAAUUCCGAGGCCUGUGCAGGAGGAGUUGGAUCUGGUGGAGGAGGAGGAGGUCGAGGCAGCUCCCUGGACCAGGACAGUUUGGGUGGGGGCAUGGCUUGUGAAGAGCAGGAAGUAGCCAGUUUGACAACACUUCAUAUCGACUCAGAGACCAGCAGCCUCAGCCACACUGUCACUGUUACCGGUUCUGAGAGUGCAUCGCCCAUGCAUUCCCUUGGGUGCUCUCGCUCCCAGACACCCUCUCCUGCCACACUGACAGCAGAACACACUGAUCACACACACUCCCGUUCGCACACACAUUUGCAGCUGGAUCAGAAGCUCCAUAACUCUGUCCUCCAGACCCCCGAUGAUCUGGAAACAAGUGAGUUCCCCAGCGAGGACUGCAGUGUGAUGGCAGGCGGUUCUCUAACUGGAUGGCAUGCAGAUGUUGCCACAGUAAUGUGGAGGAGGAUGCUGGGUAUCCUGGGGGAUGUCAACUGCAUCAAGGACCCGGAGAUUCAUGCUCAAGUGUUUGACUAUCUGUGUGAACUGUGGCAAAACCUGGCCAAGAUCAGGGAUAAUUUGGGCAUUUCUCUGGACAACCAGUCGUCGCCACCACCUCCUGUUCUGAUCCCACCCCUGAGAAUCCUCACCCCCUGGCUCUUCAAGGCCACGAUGCUGACGGAGCGUUACAAGCAGGGGAAGCUUCAUGCCUACAAGCUGAUCUGCAGGAUCAUGAAGAGACGGCAAGAUGUUUCCCCAAACUCUGACUUUCUCACACACUUCUACAACAUCAUGCACCAAGGACUGCUGCACCAAGACCAGGAUAUUGUGAACACCAUUAUCAAGCACUGCAGUCCCAGGUUCUUCAGUAUUGGUCUACCUGGAGCCACCAUGCUGAUCCUGGACUUCAUCAUUGCAGCUUCCCGAGUCACUGCCUGCUCAUCACUAAAUGCUCCAAGAGUGGAGGCCCAGAUCCUUCUUGGAUCUCUGGUUUGUUUUCCCAACUUGUAUGGGGAGCUUCCAGCCCUCCACCCCACCACAGCUGAUGUGGUGCUGACCAAGUUCCCUGAUGUCAAGGAGCACAUUAUCAAAACCAUCCUGACCUCUGCCAGGGAUGAACCCUCUGCUCCUGCUAGGUGUGUGGCUCUGUGCAGUCUGGGUAUCUGGCUGUGUGAAGAGUUGGCUCAUGGGACUCAACAUCCACAGAUUAAAGAUGCUCUCAAUGUCAUCUGUGUUACCUUGAAGUACCCCAAUAAGAAUGUUGCACUGGUGGCAUCAGACAUCCUUCACCUCCUGAUCAGUCAUGUGGAUCAUCUUCAGAAGUUCCCACCUGACACUCCAAAGAAGAUCGUAGAGAUUUUGAUCGCCACCAUCACAUACUUGCUGCCCACUACUGAGUCCUCUCCUCAUGAACUAGACAAGAGGCUGGUGGUUUCCCUCCUGUUGUGUUUGUUGGACUGGGUGAUGGCUCUGCCUCCGAAGACUCUUCUUCAGCCUGUACAGACGCGAAGCCCCCCAGAGAGAGACCAACCUACCAAGACCCUGCUCAGCUGUAUUUAUAAGGUAUUACACGGUUGUGUGUAUGGAGCACAGUCUUUCAACAGUCCAAAGUAUUAUCCGCUGCAGCUGUCGGAUCUGUUGAGUCCCGACUAUGACCCAUUCCUGCCAUUAGAAAGCCUCCGAGAACCAGAACCACUGCACAGCCCCGACUCAGAACGCUCCAGCAAACUGCAGCCUGUCACCGAAGUUCGUAGCCGUAUUCAGCAGGGCCUGGUUUCCAUCGCAGCCAGAACAGUAAUUACCCACCUGGUCAACCAUCUAGGACAUUAUCCCAUGUCUGGAGGGCCUGCUACUCUGUCUAGUCAGGUGUGUGAGAACCAAGACAACCCAUUCUGUGAGAGUGCAGAUCUUGGACCAGAACUUUUCCAUUCACCAAACCUACAGUUUCUGGUGCUAAACGGCUCCACAUUGCUCUCAGUGCUACAGAUCCGAUCAGAGUCUGGUGUGCCAGGAGGCGGAAUGACAGCUGGCUUGUCGUCCGCUCCUGCUAGUGUUCGUGUCAUCAUCCGAGAUGUUGCUGGAAAACACUCCUGGGACUCAGCCGUCCUCUACGGGCCUCCACCUUGUUCCCCAAACAGUCCGACACACACACUUCUAACACACACACAGUCACCGCACAGUGCGAAUCUUCAUUUACGCACCCCACCAGGAGGUCCGCCGAAAAAGAUGGGAGUGAAAAGAGAAGAUAGCGAGGAAGAUGGGCAGGAGGAGAGGGGGCCAGAGGAGGGAGGAAGAGGGACAGAGGGUGACAGGCAAGAGUUUCAGGGAGAGGGGGAGGAGGAAGAGGAGAAAAGGAAGGCCAGAGAGGAGGAGAAGGAAGAUCAGAAAGGAGGUGAAGAUGGAGAACAAGGAGAUGAGGAGGAGCAGGAGGAGGAGAAGGAUGAGCAUGGAUUGGAUGGGGAUGGGGAUCGAGGGAAGUCGGCCUUGGAGCAGCUUCUAGCUCCACCAUUGGCUAAACGUGUGUGUCGGGAGGCGGUGCCAGCGUGGGACUCACUGAGAGAAGGAGACGAUGCAUUGGAUGAAAUGCUGCAGUACCUCGGAUACUCAAGUCCUGAGUGUCUGCAGAGAGCAGGAAUGCCGCUCAACAUCCCAGCCCCUCCUCCAGCGUGUGUUUCAGAGAAGCAGGAGAACGAUGUGAUCAAUGCCAUCCUGAAGCAGAGUGCUGACGAGCGAGAGUUUGUUCUUCAUAGAGGUGAGGAGUUGAACAUGAGAGCGGUGCAGCAGACUGAACCAGAGACUCAGACGCCACAGUCAGCCUUCUACUACUGCAGACUGCUGAUCAACAUAUUGGGACUGAACUCCUGGGAGAAGAGGAGCAACUUUCAUUUGUUGAGAAAGAAUGAGAAAUUACUGAGAGAGCUGAAGAAUCUGGACUCAAGGCAGUGCCGUGAGACCCAUAAGAUUGCAGUAUUUUAUGUUGCUGAAGGCCAAGAAGAUAAACACUCCAUCCUGAUGAACACAGCGGGCAGCCAGGCUUAUGAGGACUUUGUCUCUGGACUGGGCUGGGAGGUGGACCUCACCACUCACUGUGGCUUCAUGGGAGGCCUUCAGAGAAAUCGCAGCACAGGCCAAACCACGCCUUACUACGCCACUUCCACUACCGAGGUCAUCUACCAUGUCUCCACUCGCAUGCCCCACGACCAGGACCACAACCUCACCAAGAAGCUUCGACACCUGGGCAACGACGAAGUCCACAUCGUUUGGUCGGAGCAUUCCAGAGACUACCGCAGAGGGAUCAUUCCCACUGAGUUUGGAGAUGUGUUGAUCAUCAUCUACCCCAUGAAGAACCACAUGUAUUCCAUCCAUAUCCUCAAAAAACCAGAGGUGCCGUUCUUUGGUCCGCUGUUUGAUGGUGCCAUCGUGGAUAUGAAGAUUUUGCCGACCAUGGUCAGAGCCACAGCUAUCAAUGCAAGCCGAGCUCUCAAAUCCCUCAUUCCCCUGUACCAGAACUUCUAUGAGGAGCGAGCCAGAUACCUAGAAACCAUCGUGCAGCACCACCAGGAGCCGACCACGUUCGAGGAUUAUGCGGCUCGAGUCUACAGUCCUGCUCCCUGUACUCACCUGCCCUCAGACACAGAGGAGCAUAGUGUUUUGUAUCUGAUGGUCCCUAAACCACUAGACAGCUUUAACCUGCUCAGGGUGAAGGGGAAAGGUCUGAAGCAGAAGGUCCUCCAUGCUAGCUGUGAAUGGCUCCUGCCUCGAGAUUCUUCGGGGAGAAAGUCCGGCUCUUGGGGAGGCCGGGAGCGACUCGGCGUCCCCCAUGUCUCCUCGGACUAGCAAGAGCCGCAUGUCCAUGAAGCUGCGACGCUCCUCCGGAUCGGCCAACAAGACCUGAGCUCCCUAGAUUCCACGGCUCGGACGGAACGGACACUUCAUAUCGUAUUAGGAAAUAAAAGCUUUGCUGUCCCUAAACAAAUUCAAAUUAACCGCUUUGGGAAAACAUACAUAUUCCUGAUGAUUAUGAUGACUGUUCUCAGAAAUUAACCAUCAGAGGUGUCCAUAGAUUUUAACCCAGCUUCUUCAGCAUGCUGCAUUUCUGAUUGCACACUGGCCUUUUAUGCACAGUAACUCAGUCACACAUGCUCUGUUGUACUCUCUACAAAUACAUGUAGUCAUAUUCUGUGGAAUAUACUAUACUAAGACUUUAUCUGAAAGUGUUCACAGAUGUUGUAUGUAUCUGCAGCUUUGCUUAAAAAACCAUAGAAACCAGUAGAACCAGUGCUGCAGCAUGCUGAUGUUUGUCACAGUAGAAGGUUCAGCCUUAGCAGUGCAGUGUUAGUUCAUAACAAUCUGUGCCAUGUUAGAAAGCACACAAAUGGCAGUGUAGCCAGGACUGCAAAAAGCUUAAGUGUGCCACAAUUUCCUCUGCUCUGUAAACGGCUGAUGGAGAGCACAUUCAGCGAGGUCAAACUGCACAGCAAAGAAAAGCAGAGUCUGUGUUGUUGAAUGUUGCUGAGGGAAUCUGUAUAUUUGUACUGUAGCCAGUGUGAGUGUGUACAGACAGGAACAGGAGGGCUGCAUGGAGAAAGCAAGAUAAAAGUCUAUUUUUGUUGUCAGUGCAUCACAGAUGCGUAGAGAUGAAAGCAGGGUUGGUGUCUUCUCCUUAAAAUGUAAAUACAAAUUCAUUCAUUUGCUAACAAUAACAAAAACAACGUUCUCAAGUAGCCAAAACUGUUCUUUCCCAUCGUUUGAAUCCAGAAUAAAAUCCCCGCCCAAACUCUGAAAGCGAGCUGACCCUCCCGAUGUAAGGAACGGUGUUUUAGAAUGGAUGGGAAAAAAACUGUUUGUGGGACAUUAUUAUUGUCAAGAUAAACUGAUCAAAGCGGAAGCACUUGUUACACAAAGUUUAUUGUGGCUUUUCUUUUGUUCUCGCUCAUGCUGUAAAAUGUGGACAAGCACUGAUGUUCAUUGAAUUUAUUUUCUUUCUUUUUUUUUUGCUCAUUUUUUUAAAAAAAAUUUGACUGUAAAUUGUGUUUUGACCCGAACAAGAAUGCUGUAUUUUUAGUCUCUCUGUCAUCCAAGGUGAGAAACCACAGCUGUUUGUUCUUUGACUACAUAUAUAUAUUCUGUAUAUCUAUAUAUGUAUGAGUAUAAAUAUAUAUAUAUAGUAGAUCUAUGAAUAUCUCUAAGAAUGUGUACAGUGUGAGGAAGCUUGUUGUGUAUAUAUACGGUUAUUUGAAAAUAGCUGCCAAAGCCAAACUGUGGUCAAACCUCAGACCACGUAUUUGCUAAAAAAAAAAAAAAUAAUAGGUCAACACUACAAGAUUUCAAACUUCAGCAGUCUGCACUUCAUUCUGUAGAAAUUUAAAGGGGAUCUUAUUUUACUCAUUUCAGUUCAGUGCUCAGCCGUGGAGCCACAGCCAGAUUCUGGAAAAUCAAAGGAAAACUUACCUUUGUUUCCCCCUUCAAACAUGAAUUAUUGUAAAGGUGGAGGCCUCAUGUGAAACCCCUGAAUACUGUAUGAACACUUAAGCUACAAAUUUAGGGUUCUUUUGGGUUCAGAGUACGCCUAAGACAAGUUUAGGCCUUUAGUGUUUAAUGAGCCCCUGUAUCUUUCUUUUGGAGGCAAUUUAAAGGCAACAAAUCAGAGUGUACAAACGAGAGACCUAUAGCCAAAAAGGGGUAGCAGAAAGACAUGAGUUUAUUACCAUUUUUUUUUCUUUUUUGUGUGUAAUUUUAACAUUAAAUCCACUUUUCUUUUUCAGACUCGUCCCCAGUUUCACUUGUGAAUGGAGGGGAUCAGCAUAUGAUUACAGUGUUUUGUGGUUUUCUGUGUUUCACCACUCCAUCAGUUCAGUAUAUAUAAAACUGACUAAUGGCCCCAAAAAUUCACGUGAGAACUGCAAAGUUUCUCUCUAAGAGUCAAAGCUGUGGCUUUUCAGGGUUUGUCACAAUUGAGUACUUUUUCAUUCAUUUUACAUGACGGCUUGUUACUUCAUUUUUUCCUGGCCUGACUGAUCCCUGAUAGAGGUCUUGAAGUCUGUGUGUACACAGCUGUAUUGUUUUGUUUAUUUUUUAUUUUUGUUGCAGCCAUAGAUUCUCUCUAGAGAGGAAAGGGAUUGUACAACUUCUUUUUUUCUUAUUUAAACCCCUUAUGUGGGGUUGGAAAUUGUUCAUUUUAAAAAAUGCCAUUGUAAGAUGAGGUCAGAUUCACGUGCUGUUACUUUGUGUGUGAGUGUUUGAAGUCAGCUGGGAUUUGAGUUUGUCCCUUUAAAUUAUUGCUGUUGCAGUUGUUCUUAUUGCUGAGUUGGAAGCGCCGUGGAUGGGUUAAAUGAUCUGUACAUGCUGUAAAUACACUACAGAUUGCUGACUGUGUCCCGGUUUGUUUGGUUACAUCCCGUAAACACUCUGACAGCCUGUUCGGUCUACAUCCCAAACGCCGUCCCAGUCCCUACGCCACACAGCAACGCCUCCUUUAAGCUCUAACAUUAAAAUCCCUGCGACUCUGUUUGACGACUGGAGUCCAGACACUGCUUUAAACAUAGUUUUAUAGAUUGUAAAUACUCGUCAGGAUUGCAUUUUGGUAAUAAUAACCUGUGUUUAGUGCAAAAGCUCUCAUUAGCAAGAACCAAAAUUUUAAAAAUUCAUAUCGGCGACACUCCGCCAGUCAGACUGUGCACGUUUCAGCCUUUUUGUUCCAAAUCUGACCUCUCUGGGGGUUUUUUUGUGAGGAAAAGUUCGACUCCCUCCAUGUUUGAGCUGCAGCAGCAUCGGUUGCCCCUCAUCAAUAAAUGCGUUCAACUCGUGUGCCUGUCAGUGGAUCUCUGAACGCGAUGGAUACGGGUUCAGCUGUCGUCCACAUGUUAGUUUGGGACGGACCUGAUAUAUGUAACUACUGAUUAUACAUCCUGCAUGACACCAGUCCAGUACUAACUGCAUGUUUUGACCGGCUGUAUCACCACACACACACACACACACACACACUCGCUCCACAAGCUAUGUUACUGUCAAACCUGUAGUAUGUAAACAUGUGGAACGUCUGUUUAAGACGCACACAGUGUGGAUGUGCGAUGAUGGAAUUUGACAAUAAAUGAUUCGUACCAA